AUGUCAUCAUCUUUUGACUCUGAGCGUAGCUUUGAAGGCAUUCAAAGGUCAUUAUUCGAUUUGAUCGAUUAUAUUCAAAAACACACCAACACAACCAAACAAACAACAUCACAUGAACUACUUCCAACAUCGACAUCACCACAUUGGCCUAUUUAUAAGUUUCUAAUGUUUGCAUUCUCUGUGAAAAUAACAAGGUAUUUGGAGAAACGUGGUUUUCUAGAAGUCUCAUCUAGUGGUGUGUCCAGUGAAUUGGAAAGAAUUAAUCUUCUUGCCUAUCGUGUUGGUACUAGGUUCUUGAGGAUUCCUCCACCCGGCGAUGAAGAUGACUUUGUAGCAAACUUUCUUGAACCCCAACAAAUGCUAGACUUCACAACGGCAUUUAUCGACAAUAUGUUGGAUGUACACAACAGGAUUGUCAUACACACACAACAAAAUGAUGGAACUGGGUCCCUAUCCGAUGUAUUUGCCAUGGACAAUACCAUUUCCACAACUGUCAUCUAUUCAUCUUCAAAUGAAACUAUUGAUGAUGGUGAACAAUUACCAUUAUCAUCAUCAUCUGAUGAAUAUGAUUAA
Cavenderia fasciculata is the source of this 573-nucleotide messenger RNA. RefSeq lists its product as uncharacterized. The transcript is spliced from 2 exons. The record is from RefSeq and is a predicted model, not a curated record. NCBI's taxonomy places the organism in Eukaryota, Evosea, Eumycetozoa, Acytosteliales, Cavenderiaceae. Bases 1 to 573 code for a protein of 190 amino acids.